Molecule: messenger RNA, 1755 nt
Organism: Medicago truncatula (barrel medic)
Lineage: Eukaryota; Viridiplantae; Streptophyta; Magnoliopsida; Fabales; Fabaceae
Product: UDP-glycosyltransferase 91A1
Exons: 1
Coding region: 128-1534 (468 amino acids)
Molecular function (GO): UDP-glycosyltransferase activity
Source: RefSeq, a predicted model, not a curated record
AAAUAAUGGUUCACAUGAUAAAAUUGAAUUACAAAAAUAACUAAAUAGGAUAACCUUAUCCUUUUUGAGUAUAUUUAUAGUAACUUUCAUUUCUUCAAUAGUAGUUAAGUUGGCUUGCUCCAUCAUCAUGGAUACAAUCAGAGAUGAAGAAAAGGCACUUCAUAUAGUAAUGUUUCCAUGGCUAGCCUUUGGUCACAUGAUUCCAUAUCUUGAACUAGCCAAGCUUAUAGCACAAAAGGGUCACCAAGUAAGUUAUGUUUCUACACCAAGAAACAUACAACGCCUCCCUAAACUACCACCAAAUGUUGCUCCUCUCAUCAAAUUUGUGAGCCUUCCAUUGCCAAAAGUUGAUAACCUUCCUGAAAAUGCAGAGGCUACUACAGAUAUUCCUUAUGACGUUGUACCACACCUGAAAAAUGCCUUUGACAAACUUGAACAACCUUUAACUCAUUUCCUUCAAUCUUCUAAUGCUGAUUGGAUUUUGCAUGAUUUUGUUCCUUUUUGGUUGGGUUCUGUGGCACCCCAAUUAGGUAUAAAAUGUGUUUUUUUCUCUAUUUUCACUCCACCGUUCAUGGGCUUUAUGGGACCGGGUUCAGUUCUCUUAGGUAACGACCCGGUUCGAACAAAGCCGGAGGACUUUCUUGUUUCUCCGUCGUGGGUUCCCUUUAAGACCACUGUGGCGUACCGUUAUUUUGAGAUCAUCAAGAUCAUGGACAUUCUCUCCGACAAUAAUGACUCAGGUUUUUCUGAUGCGUAUCGCUUUUGUUCAUCAAUUAAGAAUAGUGAGUUCAUUUUGAUUCGUGGUUGUACCGAAUUUGAACCUGAGUGGUUUCAAGUGAUCCAAAAUAUUCACAACAAAUUAGUUCUUCCCGCCGGUCAGCUCCUUAGCACGGAGUUUGAGGGCGGCGACGAAAACAACACAUGGUGGUGGAUGAAGGAGUGGUUAGACAAGAAACCAAAUGGCACAGUGGUAUAUGUGGCUUUUGGUAGUGAAGCAAAACCAAGUCAAGAAGAAGUGAAUGAGAUAGCUUUAGGGUUGGAGAAGUCAAACCUUCCAUUCUUUUGGGUCCUUAGGGUACGACGUGGGCCUACAGAUAAGGUUGUGUUGCAGUUGCCAGAAGGGUUUGAAGAACGAACCAAAGUACGUGGAGUGGUAUGCACUGAAUGGGCCCCACAAAUGAAGAUAUUAAGCCACGUGGCAGUUGGUGGAUUCUUGACUCAUGCAGGGUGGACAUCGGUGGUAGAAGCAGUUCAACAUGAGAAGCCACUUGUGUUGUUAACGUGUCUUGCAGAUCAAGGAAUAAAUGCAAGAAUGUUGGAAGAAAAGAAGAUGGGAUACUCAGUGCCUAGAGAUGAGAGAGAUGGGUCUUUCACAAGUGAUAUGGUGGCUCACUCGAUUAGGUUAGUUAUGGUUGAAGAAGAGGGAAGGAUCUAUAGGGAUAAUAUUAAGAACAUGAAGGAUUUGUUUGUCAAUCCUGAAAGACAAGAUAGAUAUGUUACUAGCUUGUUGGACCACCUUAGAAUUAUUCCUUAGUUUUAAUUAAGUAAUUUCUUCUUCCUUGUUACUGCAUUCAUUAAUAAGGUCCACCAAAUUUCUUUAUCUUUCAUUUAUAUUCAAUCUUGUUCACAUAUUGUUAGAAGUAAAGAGAUUGGUAAGCCAAGACUUUCAAUGAUUUUGAUGAUAGCACACGGAUUGUUAGGGAAUAUGUUAUGGUUUGCUAUUCAGCAAAGUUAUUUCAAGAGUGGACUUUUAAA